AUGUGCGAAAAUUUUGUGAAGGAUAGAGCGGUGGUCCCGUUAACAACCUUAGCAAGUCUCACCAUCAGAGGACUCAAGGCCGAGCUUCUAGGUGUAACUUUGUGCAUUAACAUUAUGGACGGUGAAUCUUCUUCAAACAAGUUUGUUCCCGAGUACAGACGUACCAACUUCAAAAACAAGGGCAGAUUUUCUGCCGAUGAGUUACGCCGUCGCAGAGAUACCCAACAGGUGGAACUUAGAAAGGCAAAAAGAGAUGAGGCUUUGGCAAAAAGAAGGAACUUCAAUGCACCAACAGAUGGUGCAGAUUCGGAGGACGACGAUGAGGCGACCAGCACCGCAGACCAACAGUUCUACGCGCAAUUGCAACAAGAGCUCCCUCAAAUGAUCCAGCAGAUCAAUUCGGGAGACCUCCAGGAGCAAUUGAACGCCACGGUCAAAUUUCGUCAAAUCCUCUCACGGGAACAUCGCCCCCCAAUCGAUACGGUAAUUCAGUCUGGAGUGGUGCCCAACUUGGUGAACUUUAUGAACGAAAAUCAGCCCGAAAUGUUGCAGCUUGAAGCAGCUUGGGCUCUUACAAACAUUGCAUCGGGAUCUUCCGACCAGACUAAGAUUGUUGUGGAGGCCGGGGCGGUCCCUCUGUUUAUCCAGUUGCUAUACUCGGGCUCCGUCGAAGUCAAAGAACAGGCCAUUUGGGCCCUCGGGAACGUCGCUGGAGAUUCGACUGGUUACAGGGACUACGUAUUGAGUUGUGGUGCCAUGCAGCCUAUCCUAGCUCUCUUUGACUUGAGCAAGACAUCUCUUAUCAGAACUGCCACUUGGACAUUAUCCAACUUGUGCAGGGGCAAGAAGCCCCAACCAGAUUGGUCAGUUGUCUCCCAAUCGCUGCCAACUCUGGCCAAGCUCAUUUACUCUAUGGAUACAGAAACCCUGGUCGACGCAAGUUGGGCCAUCUCAUACCUUUCUGAUGGCCCUGCCAACAAUAUCCAAGCGGUCAUCGACGCUAGAAUCCCUAAGAGACUUGUCGAGCUUUUGAAUCACCAGUCUACUCUGGUGCAAACGCCAGCUUUGCGAGCCGUGGGAAAUAUUGUUACUGGUAACGAUCUUCAAACUCAAGUCGUGAUCAACAGCGGCGUCCUAAGUGCAUUGAGACAUCUUCUCACAUCCACCAAGGAAUCCAUCCGUAAAGAGGCGUGCUGGACGAUCUCUAAUAUAACGGCUGGUAACACAGACCAAAUCCAAGCAGCUAUCGACGCCAACUUGAUACCACCUCUCGUCAAGCUCUUGGAAGUUGCCGAUUACAAGACAAAGAAGGAAGCUUGCUGGGCCAUUUCCAAUGCAUCUUCAGGGGGGCUCCAAAAGCCUGAGAUUAUCAGGUACCUAGUUUCUCAGGGCUGUAUAAAACCGCUUUGCGACUUGUUGGACAUUGCUGACAACAGAAUCAUCGAGGUCACGCUCGACGCGUUGGAAAACGUAUUGAAGAUGGGAGAAGCUGAUAAAGAAGCUCGCGGUUUGCAUAUCAAUGAAAAUGCCGACUACAUAGAACGCGCUGGCGGUGUCGAAAAGAUUUUCAAGUGCCAACAAAACGAGAACGAGAAAAUUUACGAAAAGGCAUUUAACAUCAUCGAACAAUAUUUCGGCGAGGACGACGAUGCUUUGGACGAAAGCAUGGCACCUCAAACUGCGGGCAACACUUUUGGUUUCGGGUCAAAUGUCAACCAGCAAUUCAACUUUAAUUAA
Messenger RNA from Lachancea dasiensis, 1737 nucleotides. NCBI's taxonomy places the organism in Eukaryota, Fungi, Ascomycota, Saccharomycetes, Saccharomycetales, Saccharomycetaceae. The record is from the annotation of a GenBank genome assembly.